This is a messenger RNA of Tachysurus vachellii, 3871 nucleotides long. RefSeq names its product low-density lipoprotein receptor-related protein 8-like. Gene Ontology annotation, molecular function: calcium ion binding; protein binding. Bases 139 to 3120 code for a protein of 993 amino acids. Lineage: Eukaryota; Metazoa; Chordata; Actinopteri; Siluriformes; Bagridae. The record is from RefSeq and is a predicted model, not a curated record. The transcript has 17 exons.
CACACACACACACACACACACACAGAGAGACACACACACACACACACACACACACACAGAGGGGGGGUGCAGGAGACGGAGGUUCUCUCUAACCGGGAUUUCUCCCUUUGUUUUGUGGAUGAACGCCGUGAUACCGAGAUGUGGACCUUUUUAGGACGAAUUAUAUGUUUUCAGUUGCUCACUAUGCAGCCUUACUGCGGAAAAGGGUCCGAGACGGAGUGUGAGGACGGACAGUUUCAGUGUAAAAACAAGAGGUGCAUCCCGACUCUAUGGAGAUGUGACGAUGACGACGACUGUUCUGACAACAGCGACGAGGAAGAAUGUCUGAAGAGCACGUGCGACCCGGCGGAGUUCGCGUGUCAGAACGGACAGUGUGUGUCCAGCCGCUGGCUCUGCGACGGAGAACCCGAGUGCUCGGACGGAUCAGACGAGGCCGAGUCCACCUGCACCGUGAAACAGACGUGUCCUCCAGACAAGUUUGACUGCAGAGGGACCUGCGUGUCUCCAGCGUGGAAGUGUGAUGGAGAGAAAGACUGUGACAGUGGAGCGGACGAAGAAGACUGCGCUGCCGACGCUCGCUCCUGUGCUUCCGGAGAGUUCCAGUGUCGUAACCUGAAGUGCAUGUCUCCGGCGUACGUGUGCGACGGUGAUGACGACUGUGGCGACGGCACCGACGAGGAGCAGUGUUCCCCGCCGUCGUGCGGCCCGCUGCAGUUCCGCUGUAACAGCUCCGAGUGCAUCCCGCAGCCCUGGACCUGCGACAGAGACCCCGACUGCUUCGACGGAUCAGACGAGUGGGAGGGGCUGUGCGGCGAUGCAGACGGACGAACGCUAGCGCCGGCGGUUCUCAGGGUGGAGUGCGGUGCCGGAAUGUUCCGCUGUGGGAGUGGAGAGUGCAUCAAGCUGGCGUGGAGGUGUGAUAAAGAUCCAGACUGUGUGGACAGAUCAGACGAGUCGGACUGCCCUCUCCUGACGUGCAGGCCUGAUGAGUUCCAGUGUGGCGACGGCUCCUGCAUUCACGGAAUCAAGCAGUGCAAUAAAGCCUUUGACUGUCUCGACCGGAGUGAUGAGGCUGGCUGUGUUAAUGGUAAGAGUGUGUGUGUUGGGGGUUGUUUGUGUGUGGUGAAUGACUGUAAGUCAUCUUUUUUUGUCUUCUUCUCUACAGCCACAAAAUGUGAAGGACCUCUGAAGUUCCUCUGUAGAAAUGGAGAGUGUAUUGAUGGAGCAAAGGUGUGUGAUGAUGUCAAGGACUGCAAGGAUCGAUCAGACGAACCCAAGAGGGAAUGUGGUUUAAACGAAUGCACGAUGAACAACGGAGGCUGUUCUCAUAUCUGUGUGGAUCGACCCAUCGGCUACGAGUGUCAGUGUCCUGCUGGAUACAAACUUCUGGAUAAAAGGACAUGCGGAGACAUCGACGAGUGUGAGAACCCAGACGCCUGCAGUCAGAUCUGCAUCAACCUCAAAGGAGAUUUUAAGUGUGAAUGUCACUCAGGCUACGAGAUGGACCCCGUGAGCAGAACCUGCAAGGCGGAGGGUAAAAGUCCCUUUCUGAUGUUCACUAACCGACACGAGAUCCGGCGCAUUGACCUGGUGAAGCGGGAGUACACGCAGGUCGUCCCCACUCAGAAGAACGCCGUGGCCAUCGACGUGGACGUCACCUCCAACCGCAUGUACUGGUGCGACCGCUUCCAUCGCAAGAUCUACAGCGCCUACAUCCAUGAGGCGAGUGACCCGGCCCAUCACAUGACUCUGAUCGACACGGACCUGCUUUCCCCAGAGGGUCUGGCUUUUGACUGGGUCCAACACAACCUCUACUGGACUGACUCGGGUCACGGCACCAUCUCCGUGGCUUCGGCUGUCGGCAGCAGGAGGCGUGUCCUGAUUCGCACCGAACUGAGUGAACCGAGGGCCAUUGCUGUGGCUCCGGAGCAAGGGUUCAUGUUCUGGUCCGAUUGGGGAACGAGGCCCAAGAUAGAGAAGGCUGGGAUGAACGGCGUGGACCGACAGGUUUUAGUGUCUGAGGGCAUCGAAUGGCCCAACGGCAUCACACUGGACGUGGUGGGGAAGCGACUGUACUGGGUGGACUCAAAGCUCCAUCUGAUCUCCAGUGUGGACUUUAAUGGAGCGCAGCGCAGAGUGAUCCUGUCCUCCAGCGAGAGGCUCGGCCAUCCAUAUGCUCUCGCUGUGUUUGAGGAUCGCGUGUACUGGACGGACCGUGAGAAGGAAGCCGUGUACAGUGCGAACAGACUCACCGGGCAGGAUGUCACCAGCCUCGCCGAACGCCUCAAAGAUCCACAUGAUAUAGUGGUGUUCCAUCAGCUCAGUCAGCCCCAAGCUGCAGACAGCUGUGACCUGGCCGGUAUGACUAACGGUGGUUGUGCCUUCCUGUGUCUACGCGCUCCUCAGAUCAGCGCUCACUCCCCCAAGUACACAUGCGCCUGUCCUGACGGCGAGGAGCUGAGCCCUGACACGCGACUGUGUGUCGCCAUCCAGAACGUCACCGUCACACCGACGUUCCCCAGCUUUCCUCUGAACAGCAGCACUGUGGAGUCAGAGGCAGUGACGGAGGCAGUGACAGAGGCAGGAGUGGACACGGUGAACUCAGAGGUCUCGUUCAUCUCAGAGGUCGUGACCUUUAAAGAGAACGUCGUUCAAUCAGAACCAACUCUGAACAUAACAGUAGCGUCCACACAGAUCCCCACUGUGCUGCUGAGCACAACUACAGGAGAGACCACUAACCUGUCCCAUCACUCGGGAAAUGAGUUGUAUCUUCUGGGACACAGUGUACCUGUGGCUGUGCUCGGAGUUGGAAUUCCCAUUGUGGCAUUUGUGCUGCUUCUCUCUGCUUCCUGUCUGAUUUAUCGUAACUGGAGGCUCAGGAGCACCAAGAGCAUGAACUUUGAUAACCCCGUGUACCGGAAGAGCACCGGUGAAACCGAGGAGGAUGAGAUCCACAUCGGGAGGAGCGAGGGGCUCGCCACGCACCAACACCCUUACCCAGUGCCUGCGGUCGGCACGGCGACGUGUCCACCGUUCAUCGCUCUUCCUCUGGGCGGCGCCGUCACGGAUCCGGUCCCUCACUGGUACACAGAGCCGCCCACCAUCACCAGCGCCAAGUGAGCGUCAGCACGCCUGAGGGUUUCCAUGGGAACAGUGUUUAAAGUGUGUCAUGAGACACCGAGCUAAAUCCUGAGUGUCAAAAGUUUGUACACCCGCUAGAUGAUACGUAGCAGGGGUGUGUAUCUCCGGAAUGAUACGAUGUGUGAAUGAAGAAAUGUAAAGAAAGCAGUGACGUAAACGACUAGAGACGCAGUGCUGCAGAGACACAGUAGCCCCGCCCCCUUUACUCAGGAGAGAGAGAGAGAGCUAAAUAAAUGAAUAGAAAUUAGCUGAGCACAGUGACAAACGUAUGGACUCGCUCACCGUCACUGAGACGGGAGAGACGUGUGCUCACACACACGACGGGAGGAGCGCCAGGUCUGUAGAAUUUACUCAACACAGCAUCGUGUUGUGAGGAAGAAAGUUUCACCAUAAACAGUCAUAGAGGUCUUGAUGGACUUACAAACCUAUGCAACAGCAGGCUGCUGCAGGAAAUAACGUCUUUACACUAAGCAUUUUUAUUUAAUCACUUUAAACACAUAAUCAGCUUUUAUUUUUGUCCUUAGUGACUGCAGAAAAAACGCUAACGGAUAUUUCUGCCUUCGUCAGCCGUCUGUGCUCAGAUUGUUUGCAUUCUGACGGCAACAAAACGUGCUUUUACACGUGUCAUGACGUCCUACAGGGGAUUUGUAAAAACCCUCAAACUGAAAUCUCUCUCUCUCUCUCUGUCUCUCUCUUUCUCUCGCUCUGUCUGUCUGUCUCUCUCUCUCUC